Molecule: messenger RNA, 2985 nt
Organism: Trichoderma asperellum CBS 433.97
Lineage: Eukaryota; Fungi; Ascomycota; Sordariomycetes; Hypocreales; Hypocreaceae
Source: RefSeq, a predicted model, not a curated record
CACAAUGUUGCGGCAUAUUCUAAAUGAUUCUUCUUCCUGGUUCAACAAACUGUCGAUUCAUCUUCUACUUAAUCCAUACAAGGUCUCGCGAUUGGGGACGAUAAAUUGCACCGCCAGUGUUAAUUCCAAGGAUUCUCGGCAGUUAAGCACCAGUUAUCCUCCUCAGCCUAACUCAAAACUGAAUAAUCCUGCGGCUGGCGAGCAUGUCUCAACCUAGCGACUACACAAUCGGCUGGAUAUGCGCUCUAAAAGUCGAAUUCGUUGCCGCGCAAGAAUUUCUCGACGAAGAGCAUGAAGGACCGGCGUUUAUAUCUCAACGCGAUGAUAAUAAUUACAAGUUAGGCAGAAUUGGGCAACACAAUAUCGUGAUUGCCACCCUGCCUUUUGGGAGCCACGGUACGACCACAGCUGCAACUGUUGCUAGAGAUAUGGUGCACUCUUUUCCAAAUAUAAGAAUUGGACUGAUGGUUGGCAUUGGCGGUGGUGCUCCAAGCAAAAAUCAUGAUAUCCGUCUUGGCGAUAUUGUAGUCAGCGCUCCGAGCAAUGGGACCGGUGGAUUAUUCCAAUACGAUUUUGGCAAGAAUAUACAGGAUCAACCUUAUCAAACUACGGGAUUUUUGAACCAGCCGCCAUCUGCUUUACUGACCGCACUGGCUGGAAUUCAGGUCCAGCACGAGAGAAAAGGCAACAAGCUAGAAGAAGCUGUUAAACAAAUCUUUGAGAAAAAUAGGAGGCUAUUGCCCCGAUAUAAGCGGCCGGACUCAAGCAGUGAUAGGCUAUAUCGAUCUGAAAUCGUCCAUCCGCAAUCAAGGGAGAGCUGCGCAGCCGUCUGUGGCUCAUCAGGAUUGAUAAAACGAUCUGAAAGAACCGAAUAUGAGGAUAAUCACGCCGUUCAUUACGGUCUGAUUGCGUCAGCAAACCAGCUCAUGAAGAAUGCCUUAGAUCGAGAUAGACUUGCGGCAGAGAAGGAUGUAUUGUGUUUUGAGAUGGAGGCAGCCGGGUUAAUGAACCACUUCCCUUGCCUCGUUAUCCGCGGGAUCAGCGAUUACUCUGAUUCCCAUAAGAAUGAGGAGUGGCAGGGCUAUGCAGCAAUGGUAGCUGCAGCAUAUGCAAGAGAUCUUCUGUCUCAAAUGCCGUUUACUAUAGUUCAAGCUGAGAGAAAAUUCAUCGAUGUUCUAUACAGCUGCAAUAAAGCUAUUGAAGAUCACCAUGAUUCGAUACAAAAGCAUAUCCAACUUCAAAAAGAUCUGGCACAAGAGAAGUUGUCUGAUAAAGAACAGAAAGCAAGAGAGGAAUGCCACCAGCUAUUUCGUCUUACAGAUAACGAUAAAGACACCACGUAUGAGUGGUAUAAAGAUCGCGUGGAAGAUCGGGUUGAAGAUACAUGCAUGUGGUUCCUUAACCACGACCACUUCAAGAGGUGGUUAAACCAAGAUACUGGCCCAUUACUAGUUACGGCAGAUCCUGGAUGUGGAAAGUCAGUGUUGGCUAAAUACCUGAUUGAUUACAUCCUCCCGCAGGCAACAACUACUGUCUGUUAUUUCUUUUUCAAAGACCAAGACCAGAAUACCAUGCGACAGGCACUUUGCGCACUUCUUCAUCAGCUUUUUUCUAAAUCGCCAUCUCUAAUUAAACAUGCUAUGCCACAAUACCGAACCAAUGGCAGAGGUUUAAUUAAUUCCACGGAAUCUCUUUGGAAAAUUUUACAAAACUCUGCAACAGACCCGUCUAAUACGGAAUCUGUCACUAUAGUCCUCGACGCGUUGGAUGAAUGUGCUGAGUCCGAAUUUGAAGACUUAGUAAAGAAUGUGAAGAGACAAUUCAGUGGUUACCAGAAGGGUUAUAGCAAGUUAAAGUAUCUUUUAACUUGUCGCCCGUAUGAGCAGAUUGUGUCAAGAUUCCGCAGUCUCUUGAGUACUUUUCCAUAUAUUCGAAUACCAGGAGAGGAAGAGUCAGACGCCAUUAGUCGAGAGGUGGAUCUCGUUAUAACAUACCAGGUUGGCCUCUUAGCAAGAGAUAAGCUUUUAUUGCCUCCAAUCACGAACAUACUCGCAAAAAGGUUAAAAGAAACUACUAACCGCACAUAUCUCUGGAUAUACUUUAUAUUUGACUACCUGAAGAAAGAGAAUUUUAAAAAAACAGAAAGAGCAAUCAUGUCCAUUAUUACGGCUCUUCCCAGAACGAUUAAUGAGGCCUAUGACCAUAUUCUCAGCAAAUCUCAAGACGUCAUAAUUGCUCGCAAGGCUUUGAGCAUUGUCUUAGCCGCAAGUCAGCCACUAAAAGUCUCAGAAAUGAACAUUGCGGUGAAUAUGGAUUUCCAAUCAACCCGCGAUCUUGAUUUGGAGGAUGACUCGGAUUUUGAAAGGCGCCUCAGAUCUUGCUGUGGGUUGUUUAUCUCAAUCUAUCACGGAAAUGUUUAUUUUAUUCAUCAAACGGCUCGAGAGUUUCUCAUAGAUUCAGCAUUGCCUACGGCUACUUUACCGAAACUGCUGUGGCAUCGCUCUAUCACUAUCCGCAACGCCCAUGCUACGCUUGCGGAGAUCUGCGUGUUGUAUCUCAAUCUUCUCAACGAUGACAGUAGACUCUCGGCAAGUGCAACUGUGUCUGGUAACCAAACCUCUUUCAAUGAGAGGUUUAUAGACUACUCGGCUAAGUUUUGGAGCGCUCAUUUUCAUGAAGCCAAUUUCGAGGAUGGUGAAACCAUUAUACCUGUCGCUCUGAAAAUCUGUAAUCCAGUAUCAAAGAGCUACUCUAAAUGGGUUGGAAUUUAUACACGAUUUAUAAAUUACGAACUAAUAAGCGUUACGCGGCCACGAAGUUUUACGGAUCUUAUGGUAGCGGCAUACUGUGGCCAUCAUGUCCUUGUUAAAUUGCUGCUUCAGCAGGGCGCUGAUAUCGAGGCGAAAGAUCAUUUCAAUCGGACGCCGCUUUCAUGGGCCGCACAUAACAGACACGAAGCCGUUGUUGAAAUGCUACUCGAGAAGG